CGUCGCUUUUGGGAAGUCACUGGUGGCUGCCCUGGCGCCUGCGCAGUGAGCCCCUCAGCCCCCCUCCUCCCCAGCCCCGGGGGCGACUCCGGAGCCUGAGUCUCUGUCUGCAGCGCGGGGAGCCCGGGAUCCCGGGAUUCCGAGAUCCUGAGACUCUGAGACUUCGAGACUGAAAGACGCUAAGUAACCCUGAGAGAUCUGGGGACACGGACCCCGAGGAGCACACGGACCCCGAGACGCUGAGAGACACGCAGGCGCCCCAAGUCAGAGAUACUAAGGGACACACAAGAGACCCCGAGACACAGGGACCCUGAAGAAAGAUUGGGAGACCUCUGAAACGGGGAGAGAGCGCAGGCCGGGCUGUGGACGCCCCGAUGAUCGUUUAACCAAAGAGUGUGGGCAUUGGGGCCCAAAGUGGAAGGAGCACUAGGGACAAAUACAGCCCAUUCAUGCCAACAGCUGAUGAGGCUGGGAAGCAGCACACAGAGCCUGAGGAGGCGGACAGGCCCCCAUCUAUGUCCCGAAAUGACUCAGCCCCUCUGGCUCCUUCCCGGCCCAAUGCCUGCUGCUUCUGCUGGUGCUGCUGCUGCAGCUGUUCAUGGAAUGAAGAUCGGCAGCGGGCUUGGAAGACCUCUAGAGAGACCAGACUGGAGACCAUCCCCAACUGUGAAACUUGCACCAAACCCAGCCAAGAAGAGGUCCAGAGCUGGGCAAAGUCUUUUGACAAGCUAAUGAAGAAUCCUGCUGGCCGCAAUGUGUUUCGGGAGUUCCUUCGUACAGAAUACAGUGAGGAGAACAUGCUCUUCUGGCUGGCCUGUGAGGAGCUCAAGGGAGAAGGAAACAAGCAAGCCAUUGAUGAGAAGGCUCGGCUUAUCUACGAGGACUAUAUUUCCAUCCUCUCUCCCAAAGAGGUGAGCCUGGACUCCAGGGUACGAGAGGUCAUCAACAAAAAGAUGCAAGAGCCAUCAUCCCAUACAUUUGAUGAUGCCCAGCUCCAGAUCUACACCCUCAUGCAUAGGGACUCCUACCCUCGCUUCCUGAACUCAGCCUUCUACAAAGCCCUGCUCCUCAGCACCUCGAGAUCCUCCUCUGAGUCCUAGGGCAGCCUUCCCUCCCCAUGGAAGGGAUGAGGGCAGCCUAGACUCUUAGUUCUACAACACCUAGAGGGACGAGAUCUGGCCACUCUGGAAAAUGGGACCAAGGGGGCAGUUAUGCCUAUGCCCUCUCUCUUAGAGAAACCUCAAGCUUUUCCACACAGAAUUGUCCUCUUGUCUCUUGAGGUCACUGCCCACUACCUGUACUACAGUGUUGGACCAAGUUAUCUUCACAACCUCAGGCCUGACUUCUUGUUAAUAAUAACAGCUCCCAUUUCUAUAGCGCUUUCUGGUUUACAAAAGCGCUUUCCUCACAACCACUCUGGGAGGUAGGUAUUGCAAGUAUUUUCCCCAUUUUACAGAUUGGGAAACUGAGGCUUUC
Phascolarctos cinereus (koala) is the source of this 1476-nucleotide messenger RNA. RefSeq names its product regulator of G protein signaling 19 (gene RGS19). NCBI's taxonomy places the organism in Eukaryota, Metazoa, Chordata, Mammalia, Diprotodontia, Phascolarctidae. The record is from RefSeq and is a predicted model, not a curated record.